Pieris macdunnoughi is the source of this 558-nucleotide messenger RNA. NCBI's taxonomy places the organism in Eukaryota, Metazoa, Arthropoda, Insecta, Lepidoptera, Pieridae. The record is from the annotation of a GenBank genome assembly.
AUGUUCACAGAUCGGCCGUACUCCGAGUCAGACAUCGUACGACCAUCAGCAGCCCCGCCCCCGAGCCGCUUAUCAGCUUCCUCUCCCCCCCUUACACUUCCCCUGGACAUGGACCUCGAUGACGACGUAUUCGUGAGCCCACGAACAGAUAAUGGAAACGACCGAUUUUCAACCACCAACCUGGAGAUCUUCAGAUAUGGGAGUCCAAGAACCCCAGCGGGGGUCUUGCUUAGUCCUCGAAGGGAGUCCUCGUUUAACUUCUCGGUGACUGGCGAGAAGCAUUGGAGGGAUAAGGGAGGAACAGAUGUGGCUGACGGCGUUGUUGAUACGGAUGAGGUAUACACGUUCGAUUUACUAGAUAUACUCAUGAGCCACCUGUAUGGCGAUCCAGACAUAAUCAAAACCAUACAGAUAAAGAGGCUACAAUGGGCUGGACAUGUUGCCCGGAUGUAUGAUGAAAGGGUACCACCGAGGCUUAUGGAUGGAAACCCGGAGGCCGGUGAAACCGCAGAAGGCUUAAAUUACGAUGGUGUGGAGCAUCACCUCCAAUUAUGGUAA